UCAAGAACAAUCUGGAGAACAAAUGAAUCAAGCAGAUAAUUUAAUUACAGAAAUCAAAUCUUCCUUGUGCCACCUAUGCAAUUAUGAGUUUUCUGGGCCCGGCCAGCUGGCCAUCCAUCUCAGAUACGUCCACCAGCAGAUAGCCCAAAUUUCACCCAAGGUCAAGAAGGCGUCAGAAGGUCAAAGUUCAAAUGAGAAAGUAGCAGAAGAGGGCAGCAGAGAUGAGUCAGAAUGUGAGGCCAGAUCUAGUCCGGCUCUGCAAGACAAUGCAGUAUUUGUUGAUGGGCAAGCAGCGAGAAGGAGAAUGUAUGUGCAAUCUAGCAUGCCAGAUGAUCGCUAUAUCUAUUGUGAGGAAUGCAAGGAGCGUUAUGAAGGGGAGUGUCCUCUGCACCCCUUCACCAUCAUCGAAGACAAACCGGUCCCUGGGGAGUGCGAAAACAGGGCCAGAUUGACCCUCCCUGAUUUCCUCUCCAUCCGUCAGUCGGGUGUGGAGGGGUGCGGGGAAGGGGUGUGGGCCGAGAAACACAUCCCCAAAGGGGUACGCUUCGGUCCCUAUGCAGGGGAGAUUGUGAGCAAUGAUGCCGGCUACUGGAGUGGAUUUGCCUGGGAGAUCUGUGUCCAGGGCAAGGUGAUCCACUGCAUCGACGGGAAGAAUGAGAGGAAGGGCAACUGGCUCCGCUUCGUCAACUGCGCGCGCAACUUGUCCGAGCAGAACCUGGUCGCCUUCCAGCACCUUGGGGAGAUCUACUACCACACCUGCAAAGCCAUCGAGCCUGCCACGGAGCUCUUGGUCUACUACGGGGAGGAAUUCGCCAAGAAGCUGGACGUUGUUUCCGAGCUGGCCAGCCUUAUGUAUGACUCGAAAUCUGGAACAUACAAGUGUGAGUUCUGCGGUCGACUGUUCACCAUUGCCAUCUACCUUGCCCGACAUCUUCGUUACUCCCACAACAAAGUCAUGAAAGGAUCUUCCACCAGUCAUCAUGUGGUCAAGAGCAUCGACAGACAGACCCUUGCUGCCAUGGUGGCCGAAGCUGAAGCCAUGACACGGUUUUCCAACAACGAGGCUUUCACAGGUCAAAGGUCAGACUUCGGCAGUCAUGGUUCCGAGGCUAGAGAUGGGGAUUCAGAGUUAAGAGGUCAGGGUUCAGAGGUUACAGGUGAGAGUUCGUAUGAGAACGGAGGAGAGAAUCCCGUAGAGCAAGCACAGAUGAGUGAGAGCUCCCCAGGUUAUGAGAAUGGAGGUCAAGGGUCAGAGUAUUAUGAUACAGUAGGUCAAAGGUCAGAUGAAGAGAGUGAGAGGAUGGGUGGUUAUGUCAUGAGCAAUGGCGAGCCAAUGAUGGAUCUAAAUUUGCAAAGGUACGAGGAGUAUGAACGUAGUAAUGGAGACAAUGUUUGGGCGGAGAUUGAGGGACCUAACAAGGGUGGUUUAGAAGAUGCAGCAGGAGGUGGGAAAGCGUAUGUAUGCGGCGUGUGUGGACAGCAGUUUGCUCUUGAACUGGUCUACAAUGCUCACAUGAUCACGCAUAGUGUUGUAGAUGGACAGAAGUGUGAGUUGUGUGGCGAUCUGUUCCCAACAAAGGAAGAUCUUGAAGGGCAUGCCUGUAUGCAGGGCUCAAGAAUGGCUGAAAACGGAAACAACCAAAAUAACGUGGAUGUCAACAAGCCAUUCCUCUGCAAUGUUUGCGGCAAACGUUUCAGCCAUAAAGAGUACUUGCGCACGCAUAUACGCAUCCACACGGGAGAGAAACCCUACAGCUGUCGCUUCUGCGAUAAGUCCUUCACGCAAGGGAGUGCGCGCAACACCCAUGAAAGGACCCACACCAGGAUCAAACCUUUCAUGUGUGACGUGCCGACUUGUGGGAUGAGGUUCAGAGAUGGCAGUCAUCUCCGAACUCACAAGCGCAUCCACAGUGACUCCAAGCCAUUCCAGUGCAGGUUCUGUGGCAAAUGCUUCCUCUUUGCAAGUCAGUUGAUGCAACACGAGCUUACUCAUAGCUCUCUAAAACCCUACAUCUGUGGUGUUUGUGGACGAGGUUUCAAUCAGAAGGCAUACUUGCGUGUGCAUGAACGUUUGCAUACUGGUGAGAAGCCUUAUCCAUGUAGAGUUUGCGGGAAACGCUUCAACCAGAUGACAUCCCGUAAUGUCCAUGAACAGAAGCAUGGCAACUGGGGUAUGUAUGACUGCAAGAAGUGCAGUCUAAGCUUCAAACGAAGCAGAGACUUGCUUCGGCAUGAGUGCAGUGGCAUGCAUGGGGGAAAUGGCCUCCCAGCUAUGCUUAUGCAGCAGCCAAUUCAUCCUGCCCCGAUGCAGCAGCGGCAAGUAUUCCCGUGUAGGCAAUGUCCUGAGGUUUUUGCGUCUUCCUCAGAACUGCAACAACAUCAGCAGUCCCAUGUGCUGCGCCCCUUCUCAUGCGACAUAUGCAGCAAACGUUUCACGCACAGGAGCUACCUGGAGAUCCAUGUCCGGAUCCACACCGGGGAGAAACCCUACUCUUGUAAGUACUGCGGGAAGACCUUCAGUCAAACCAGUUCUAGGAAUGCGCAUGAGAGGAUCCAUGAAAGGAUUAAAGCAGCCAAAGAAGCUGAACAGAAUUGCAAGCAAGCGCAGGAAGCCUUAGAGAACGAAGCUGCAGAGAUAGCACAUGGAGAGAAGGAAGGCGAGAAGGCUCCAGAAACGAAUAGCGAAAAUUCCACUGUGCCAAAUCUUCCAGUGCGUCAAGCUAUCCAAAGCUGUCGUUAUUGCAAUAAAACCUUCACUGAUGCUGCCUUGCUGGUCAGCCAUGAGCAGACGCACAUGCGGCCAAGGGAUCAUAUCUGCGGUUUUUGCGGGAAGGCUUUCAGCAAAGGCCGAUAUCUGCAGAUUCACGAACGCACGCACACGGGCGAAAAACCAUACCAGUGUCGGUACUGUUCCAAGCGUUUUACCCAAGGGAGCUCUCGUAAUGUUCACGAGAGAAUACAUGUAAGAAAUGGGGACUACAAACUGAGCCCCCUGUCCCCUGUAGAUCAAAUGCCAACGCCUAGUUCAAACGUUCCAUAUGAUACCAUUCCAAAUUACAAUGCGCAGAAUCUAUUAAUGGACCAGUCCAACUCUGCCUUGCGUCCACUGUACAACUGUAGGUUCUGCAGCAUGCGCUUUGACGACACAGCUGCACUUGCCCACCAUGAGAAAGUGCAUGGUAUACGACCCUUCAUCUGCAACAUAUGUGGAAGGACUUUCACACAGAGUCGCUACUUGCAGAUCCAUGUCCGCACGCACAUCGGUGAGCAGCCUUAUCCUUGCCGCUUCUGUAGCAAGCGCUUCUCCCAGUGUAGUGCCAGGAACAUGCAUGAACGGAUCCAUACGGAGUUCCGACCCCACCAAUGCCCCGUGUGCGGCAAGUCGUUCAUUGUGAACAGCGCCCUGCAGAAGCACCUUCAGAAACAUCAGUUCGUGGGCAAUCCUUCCCUGCCCGGGAGUGAGAAAGCUCCACCACCGCAAAACAUGCUAUUACUCUGAUGAGGGUUGAACCCUUUCACAUAUGUAUUCACUGCCUUUGGAUGUUUGUAGUUCUUGUGUUUGCUCUGUGUCAGAAGGUGAAGACUGGAUUUACAUGCCAUGUAAAUAAUGGUUCCAUAUGGACACCAAGAAGAAGCAAGGAUCCAUACAAGAGAGGUUGCAGUUUGCCACUUUACUUCACAAUCAAACAGAGCCCCAAUAGAUUGACAGAGGAAACACACCCUUUGUUUAAUUGGAAAGAAAACAAAUUCUGUCAAAUAUCUCUGGCAGAUUAAUAUUUUCAUGCAGAUGAUGUCCCUUAUUAUUAAUAUAAUCAUAUCUAGCUUUUAUACAAAUGUCUCUAAGCGCUUUACAAAUAUACUAUUACCCCGGUAAUAAACAUAACUGAUUCAAUGAACCCUUUUUGGCUCUACGAAGGCACUUGAUCCCUUUAGGCCUGCAGGACUUGUUACAAUUAUAAUUUCUUAACACAUCGAUACUCAAGUUGCAAGGAAUACAGAAGAGAGACAAUUGAUCAGCCAAUAUGUCAAGUUGUCACUCUGAACCAUAUGCUAUGCACACAAUAAUACUGCCACAUUUACAUAUGAAAUAACCCAUUAAACACUUAAAGUCCAAGAGAAUUAGGGAGGCUGGAGUCAAUGAAAAAUCAAAUCAUAUCCUAUGGGUUAUUGGGGAUUGGUUGAAGGGUUCAAGAACUUUAAGUAAGUACAGGACUUUGCUGAAAAUAUGUAGAGGUUGAUAGCUCGCAUCUUGCCUGGUAUGUUACCAUUUUUUUAAAAUAAUUCAUAUUUUGUUC
Messenger RNA from Strongylocentrotus purpuratus (purple sea urchin), 4295 nucleotides. RefSeq names its product zinc finger protein 585A-like. The record is from RefSeq and is a predicted model, not a curated record. The coding region runs from base 23 to 3499 and encodes 1158 amino acids. Gene Ontology annotation, molecular function: protein binding; histone H3K4 methyltransferase activity; histone H3K36 methyltransferase activity. Gene Ontology annotation, cellular component: nucleus. The transcript has 6 exons. Lineage: Eukaryota; Metazoa; Echinodermata; Echinoidea; Camarodonta; Strongylocentrotidae. Gene Ontology annotation, biological process: positive regulation of reciprocal meiotic recombination.